Molecule: messenger RNA, 2119 nt
Organism: Hemiscyllium ocellatum (epaulette shark)
Lineage: Eukaryota; Metazoa; Chordata; Chondrichthyes; Orectolobiformes; Hemiscylliidae
Gene: mocs3
Product: molybdenum cofactor synthesis 3
Exons: 13
Coding region: 304-1731 (475 amino acids)
Biological process (GO): protein urmylation; tRNA wobble position uridine thiolation
Cellular component (GO): cytosol; cytoplasm
Molecular function (GO): thiosulfate-cyanide sulfurtransferase activity; adenylyltransferase activity; URM1 activating enzyme activity
Source: RefSeq, a predicted model, not a curated record
CAAGAAAAUUGGAGAGAAAAUCCUUCUGUAAGGACAUAUUGGAGAAUGUCGGCCAUAUUGCUAAGAAACUGCAGCGGUGGUGACCUGCAUACGUUAAGAGGCUGAGCUGACGACCAUCUUUGUAAAGGAAGGGCGAAAGGAGGCAGCGUUGACGACCAUCUUAGUAUAGGAAGGGCACGGCCAUGUUGAGCAGUCGCAGCUUUCUGUGUGUUGCACUGUUUCUGGUCCUUCGGCUGAAUUCAACGUUGAAGCGGGAGUGCACGUGGAGAAGCACGAUUUAAGGGACUGUUUUUCAGUUUGAACAUGGAAGUGGAGAGGCCGAGGGAUGAAAUGUUUAAGAAGGAGAAGGAGCAGGAGGUGGAGAGGCUGAGAGAUGAAUUAUUCAAGAAGGAGCAGGAAGUGCAGAGGUUAAAGGCAGCGGUUGUCCACUUACAACAGGAUUCUCAUUCUGGAAAUACGUUUCCAUUACUGAAACAAGUAACAGAGAUGCCUCCAUUGGAAGAAAAGUCGCUCUCUAAUGAAGAGAUCCUGAGAUACAGCAGACAGCUCAUCAUCCCAGAGUUUGGAGUCAAAGGUCAGCUGAAUCUGUCUAAGAAGGCUGUUCUGAUUGUUGGAUGUGGAGGUCUAGGCUGCCCUGCAGCUCAGUACUUGGCUGCUGCAGGCAUUGGUCGAUUAGGACUCCUUGAUUAUGAUGAUGUGGAGCUUACUAACCUACAGAGACAGAUUCUCCAUACAGAAGAUAAGUUAGGCGUGCCAAAGGCAUUGUCUGCAGCAAUCAGAAUAAGUCAGCUAAAUUCAAAUGUUGAAUGCAUACCAUAUCAUUUUCAAUUGAGCUACAAGAACGCAAGGCAACUUAUUCAACAAUAUGACAUUGUAGUGGAUUGCUCUGACAAUGUCCCUACGCGGUUUCUUGUCAAUGACGCUUGUGUUCUGAAUGGGAAGCCACUGGUAUCAGCUAGUGCUCUAAGGAUGGAGGGACAGCUCACAAUAUAUAACUACAACGGUGGCCCUUGUUAUAGAUGCCUCUAUCCAAAGCCACCUCCAGCUGAGACUGUAACUAAUUGUUCUGACGGUGGAGUCUUGGGAAUAGUGCCUGGGAUUCUGGGAUGUAUUCAGGCACUGGAGGUGCUGAAGAUUGCGUCAGGGAUAGGAUCAUCUUACAGCCAACAGAUGUUAAUAUUUGAUGCACUGGAAGCUCGAUUUCGCACAAUUAAGCUUCGCUCCAAGCAGCCAACAUGUGCAGUGUGUGGUGACAAUCCAACGGUGAAAGAUCUGAUUGACUAUGAAAAGUUCUGUGGCUCAGCAGCAACAGAUCAGUGUAGGACACUUCAUUUAUUAACUGGAGAACAAAGAAUAACUGUACAGGAAUAUAAACAGCUUUUGGAUCAAGGUGUUCCUCAUAUUCUGGUUGAUGUUCGUUCUCAGGUGGAAGUUGAUAUUUGCAAACUACCUCAUUCCAUUUAUUUUCCAUUGGCUAAAUUAGAGGAAAAGAAUACUGAAUACAUGAAGCUUUUACAGAAUCGCAUCAUCACAAGUAGAAAGGAGGCAGUAGAUGAAACUGCUGCUUUCCCAGUCUAUGUUAUCUGUAAACAAGGGAAUGAUUCCCAGAAGGCUGUUAAGAUCCUGCAAGAGAUACUUGACAAUGAGCUCUCCUCGUUAUCGGUGAAGGAUAUCCAGGGUGGCCUAAUGGCUUGGGCUUCUAAGAUUGAUCCAACUUUCCCACAGUAUUGAUUGCUGGAAACAUGAGGAAGAGAAGGCAAUCAUUUAACACAAUUUUUAAAAAAUUAAAAUGCAUUAUUUAUUCAAUGCACUGUUAAUUGUCUAAAUGCAAAUGGGAAGUUAUUUUAACAUUCAGAUUUAUUUUGUUUGAAGUAUCAAUGAAGGAAAGAUAAUGCAUAUACUAUUUUCUGCAUUGGAUGUAUGUAAACUGGUUAAUAAGGAUGCAAGCAAUUUGGCAACGAGAUAAAAGUGUACAGAAAAUCUCACUAGUUAGGGUUGAUUAAUUUUGCUAAGUGUUUUGUGUUACAAACCAAAUGCUGUGCUGUCAUAUGACUAAUUAUGGAAUAUUGAGAAAAAGUCAAAAUUAAUCCUUAAGAUUUAAUUGACCAAUAAAUCACAA